Cheilinus undulatus (humphead wrasse) is the source of this 4372-nucleotide messenger RNA. Its product is annotated as adhesion G protein-coupled receptor F5-like. Gene Ontology annotation, cellular component: membrane. Gene Ontology annotation, biological process: G protein-coupled receptor signaling pathway; cell surface receptor signaling pathway. Gene Ontology annotation, molecular function: G protein-coupled receptor activity. The record is from RefSeq and is a predicted model, not a curated record. The transcript is spliced from 26 exons. The coding region runs from base 1 to 4329 and encodes 1442 amino acids. NCBI's taxonomy places the organism in Eukaryota, Metazoa, Chordata, Actinopteri, Labriformes, Labridae.
AUGUCACCAGUGUGCCCUGUGCCAACAGAUAUUAUUUUAGAGCUUGAUGUGAUCAUCCCAGUCUCCAGUUCACCUCCAGCUUUCCUGGAUCAACUGAGGAUCAGUCUGAGUAACAUCUCACUACCCAACCCCAUCAGUUCAUCUCUGCAGUUGUUAGAGGUCAACCUUACCACAGUGUGUUUCCCAAACUCAACUGGAGAUAUUCAGUGUCAGUGUGAGGAGGACUUUGCUUGGUCAUGUGACCAGUGUACCACCCUGGGUACAUGUGGGAGUGUCACUGGGCUGACCUGUGGGUGCAUAAAUGGAUUUCCUCCUGAUGGACAGUACUGUGAGCCAAUCAUGAGUGUUGAUCCAUGUCCUCCAACUACUGUGCCAGCAGAUAUUAUUUUAGAGCUUGAAUUAAGCAUCCCAGUCUCCAAUUCGUCUCCAGCUUUCUUGGAUCAACUGAGGAUCAGUCUGAAUAACAUCUCACUCUCCAUCCCCAUCAGCUCGUUUUUACAGGUGUUAGAGGCCAACCUUACCACAGUGUGCUCUCCAAAUGCCACUGGAGGUAUUCAGUGUCAGUGUGAGGAGGACUUCGCUUGGUCAUGUGACCAGUGUACCACCCAUGCGACAUGUGGAAGUGUCACUGGACCGACCUGUGGGUGUAUAUAUGGAUUUCCUCCUGAUGGAGAGUACUGUGAGCCAAUCACAAGUGUUGAUCCAUGUCCUCCAACUACUGUGAUGUCAACAACACCACCAAUGAAUACAACGCUGCCAAUGAAUACAACACUACCAAUGAUUACAACGCCACUAAUGAAUACAACACUACCAAUGAUUACAACGCCACUAAUGAAUACAACACUACCAAUGAUUACAACGCCACUAAUGAAUACAACGCUACCAAUGAUUACAACGCCACUAAUGAGUCCAACACCAGCAACCAAAGUGCCAGCAGAUAUUAUUUUAGAGCUUGAAUUAAGCAUCCCAGUCUCCAAUUCGUCUCCAGCUUUCUUGGAUCAACUGAGGAUCAGUCUGAAUAACAUCUCACUCUCCAUCCCCAUCAGCUCGUUUUUACAGGUGUUAGAGGCCAACCUUACCACAGUGUGCUCUCCAAAUGCCACUGGAGGUAUUCAGUGUCAGUGUGAGGAGGACUUCGCUUGGUCAUGUGACCAGUGUACCACCCAUGCGACAUGUGGGAGUGUCACUGGACCGACCUGUGGGUGUAUAUAUGGACGUCCGUCUGAUGAGUUCUGUCAGCCAGUCACAACCCUGUCUAAGGGUGACAACAACAACGCCAUCACCGACAACAACAACGCCAUCAUCAACAACAACAACGGCAUCAUCAACAACAACAACGCCAUCAUCGACAACAACAACGCCAUCAUCGACAACAACAACGCCAUCAUCAACAACAACGACAUCAUCAACAACAACAACGCCAUCAUCAACAACAACGCCAUCAUCAACGACAACAACGCCAUCAUCAACAACAACAACACAACAACAACAACGCCACCGACAACAACAACGCCGCCACUGCCAAUAAUAAGUAGGACUGGUUCUUAUACCAUAGACUUGGACUUCGAUGAAAGUUACAAUGACCCAACUAAUGAUGUUUACAUUACGUCACUCCGGACUAUUCAAGAGCAAUGUAGGGAGCACAUCACGACUCUCCAAUCAGAUUGCAUGAUAGAUAGAUUCAGGCCUGGAAGCACUAUCGCUGAUUACGUUGUACAAGCAACUUCCUUUGACGAUGCAGAAAUUGAAGCCCUAGAAGCAGGGUUAUUUAACGAGCUGGCAGAGAUAUACACCGUGAUUUUUGAUUCUCCAACAGAGACACCCUUAAAGAUGGAACCACCGACAACAGUAAUCGCACAGGAAAGAGCGACUUUGACAUGUGGUCCUCCUCCAGAAAGUCUAAAUUUUGGGACUGUCUUGGAGGCAGAGUGGAGGCUUGACAACAGGGUUAUCACCGAAGACAGUCUGCACGAGUUUUCAAUAGAGAACGGAGUGGCAAAGUUAACUGUGAACAGAUACUUCAGCACAGACCUCGGUCAGUAUGAAUGCAGGCUCAAGAGUGGCAGCAAAGUUUUCAGGCAAAGAUCAGCCCAAAACUUCAUCCUUCAAGACAGACCCAUGAUAGAGGUCACUCUGGUCAACAGAAUGGUCCACUGUGACGAUACAAAAGAAGUUACUCUGCGGUGCUCUGUAAACAGCCCCUACGUGGUCGAGUUGAUCGACGAAACUGGACGAGUUGCAGGCCCAGGUAGUUCUAUCAGCCACCAGUUUUCAAUCUCCGAGUGUAGCAGCAGAAUAGAGACCUUCACCUGUCAAGUGACUGAGUCUGACAUACCAGCAUCACAACAAAUAAGACUGGAGUUAACUCCAGGAGCAUUUGUGUGCAAUGAUACUGAAUUUGGUACUGGAAACACUGGGGACAGUUCUGUAGCUCCCUGUGUCUCUGGUAAUGUGGGAGAGAUAACAGGAGUUUGUCAGGCCAGUGGAACCUGGAUAGUAGAACAAGAGAGCUGCAUCCUGGAGCCGGUUCAGGAGCUACUCCAGCAGUCUGAGUUCUUGAAUAACAAUUCACUGCCAGUAUUCUUGGAAACACUCAGCAACGUCACCGUCAACUUCACCGAGGAAGUGGUUGAAUCUCCACCAAACAUCAACGCCAUUGUUCAGAUUCUCAGCAACAUCGCCAAUGCAUCACUGCCUAUUAACAGACCUUCACUGGAGGACAUCCUCAUCACUGCAGGUAUCCUCACCAUAGACGAUGCCAUAGGGUCUUGGAACAUCCUGAACUUCAAUGACACCUUGAACAUGACAGAAGUGACGAACAGCAGCGCCACGACUGACAGUGUCAGCUCCACAUUGCUGCUGUCGUUAGAGAUGAUAACAAGCCUCACUUUCAAUGAGUCUUUUAGCAUUAACACGCCCUUUAUUCUCUUCAACAAAACCACAUUCAAUGACUCUUUCAACGCUGACUUUCUUAACUCCUCUGUGGAGAUAUUCAUACAAGAGGCUAGUGAAGAUGAGAAGUUUCUCUCUGUGAUGACGUUCGUUUCUAUGGAUAAUGUUCUCCCACCCAGAGACCAGGAAAACUCCUCCAUCUUCUCCAUCAACGGGAGAGUCGUUCUGGUUCAGUCCAGUGGGCCAAACAGCGUCAUUGAUAAUGUCUCCUUUACAUUUGAUGUCCUUAAUGACACUCUGGGGAAUCCACAGUGUGUUUUCUGGAACUUCACCCUGUUUGACGGCCUGGGUGGAUGGGACGGUGAAGGCUGCGAGCUGAUAUUGCAUGAGAAUGACACUGUCACCUGUAACUGCAACCACCUGACCUCCUUUUCCAUCCUCAUGUCCCCUUUGGCUCCAGACUGUCCAGAGUGUUCGCUGAUAACGUACAUCGGAGUUGGCAUAUCCUUGGCUUCCUUGAUCAUAUGCCUGAUAAUUGAAGGUGUCAUAUGGAGGAAAAUUAGGAGGAACACCACGUCCUACCUGCGUCAUGUUUCCAUCGUGAACAUCGCCGUGUCGCUCCUGAUUGCAGACAUUUGGUUCAUUGUAGCAGCGUCCAUUUCAGCUGCAGAUGAUAAAAACCUGGAGGCAUGCGCGGCAGCCACAUUCUUCGCACAUUUUUUCUAUCUGGCCUUGUUCUUCUGGAUGCUCUCCUCCGCUCUUCUUUUGUUCUAUCGUACAGUCAGCGUCUUCGAUGCAGGUUUGUCCAAGAAAGCCAUGUUAGCCAUCGGAUUCUGUCUUGGAUACGGAGCGCCUCUCAUCAUCUCAGUCAUUACCGUCGCUGUAACUGCACCCAAUAAUGAAUACAUCCAAGAGGACGUCUGCUGGCUCAACUGGUUUCAAUCCAAAGCUCUGCUGGCCUUUGUGGUCCCUGCUCUGUUGAUAGUGGUCAUCAACCUCAUCAUCCUGUUGGUGGUUAUAUAUAAAAUGGUGAGGAGAAGGACGGGGGCAGAUGCCGCUCAAGCAGGCGAGAGGAAUGUUUUGUUUGUUAUUAUAAGGAGCCUGGCUGUCCUCACGCCGAUCUUUGGACUGACCUGGGGUCUGGGGAUUGGAACCUUGGUCAGCUAUACAACCAAAGGCAUCCAUAUUGCUUUUGCAUUCUUCAACUCACUGCAGGGUUUCUUCAUAUUGGUGUUUGGAACACUGCUGGACAAAAAGGUACGGUCAGAACUCGCACUCAAGUCAACGUCACAAACUUCUGGAGGUGGAACAAGGAGCACCAGUGGAGGAAAUUCAACAUCCAUCGGAUUAGGAUUUUUACGAAACUUAAGAAGAAGACGAGAUGGUUACCACGUCUCGUCCACAGAGUCUGGCUUGUCUCAUUUCUCCAACACAUGAUAGUCUUUGCACAGAGCUCCUGCCGGUCUGAAAGCCAAGUCAA